UUGUUACUCAAUAGAUGGAAGCAUUGUGCGCCAACAGAAGACGCCGGAGGCAGAGUAAAUAGAGCGGGGAUCAAUUUUUUGUACGAAGCAACGGUUUUAUAGCCAUGUGGUCAUGCCUGUAGCAAGCUCGAAUGUAAUGUACUGAAGAACUUCGCUGUGCCUUUGAAAGAGAAUUGAUUAUUUACUUCGACGAACGCGACAGUAGUGCUUUGCGAUAUCCGUACCUUUUUUUUUCCUCCCUCGCUGGUGUUCUGUCAGCAGUAGCGCUUCGCUUGACGUAAUAACAUUGAGUUACCUCGUUUGACAUGCUUGAUGUGUCGGACGUUCAUAUAGAUGCUUCCAGCGUUUUGGAUGUAAAAAAAACAUUGUCUAACAACAUGAUAGAUGUUAGAGCUUGCAAUAAACCAGUAGAGAAGUUGUGAGUACUUUGCUUGCUCCCCCCAGUAGUAUGUUGUUCUAACGCACUUGGCAGUCUAGCAAGAGCGUGUGGAUACAAUGACAAACACUCAGCUGUGGUUUCGUGGUGUGCGGAGCUCCAAGUUCCGCCACGUGUACGGAGCCCCGGCGAAACGCGAGCACUGCUACGAAAACAUCAAGAUAACGAAAAAUGCACACGAUGGCCAUUUCUGCGCAGUCAAUCCGAAAUUUGUCGCCGUCGUUACGGAGGUUGCAGGUGGGGGCACAUUUGUUGUGCUGCCAAUUUCUGAGACUGGUCGUUUGGAUUUUAAUGCCAGCAGGGUAACAGGCCACAGGGGUCCUGUCCUCGACAUUAAGUGGAAUCCUUUCAACGACAACAUAAUUGCAUCAUGUUCUGACGACUGCACGGUGAAGCUGUGGUACAUACCCGACAAUGGACUGGCCACACACCUCUCCGACUGGAUCGUGGACCUGCACGGGCACAAACGCCGUGUCGGCUAUAUCGAGUGGCAUCCGACGGCAGAGAACAUCCUCGUCAGUGCAGGCUUUGACCACCUGAUGAUUGUCUGGGACGUGGGGAGCGGCGAUGCGGUAAACGUGAUAGACUGCCAUCCCGACGUCAUCUAUUCCAUGUCGUUCAACCGUGACGGCUCGCUCAUCGCAACGACGUGCAAGGACAAGAAGCUCAGGGUCAUCGAGCCACGGAAAGGCAUAGUGUUUUCGGAAGGGGUAUGCCACGCAGGUACCAAGGCGUGCAAGGCGGUGUUCCUGGGCAACACGGGCCGCAUCCUGACUACGGGCUUCUCCCGCCACUCGGACCGGCAGUAUGCCGUGUGGAGCCAGAGUGACCUGUCCCAGCCGCUCUGCAUAGAGACCAUCGACAGCUCCUCGGGGGUGCUGUUCCCCUACUACGACCACGACACCCGUGUGCUGUUCCUCGCAGGCAAGGGAGAUGGCAACAUCAGGUACUACGAGGUCGUUGACCAGGCCCCAUGGCUGCAUUAUUUGAACCAGUUCCUGUCUGGAUCUCCCCAGCGUGGCUUGGGAUUUAUGCCAAAGAGAGGCUGUGAUGUUCACCAGUGUGAGAUUUUCCGGUUCUACAAGCUUCAUGCAACAAAGGGGAUGUGCGAGCCAAUUUCUAUGAUAGUACCUCGCAAGAGCGACCAGUUCCAGGAUGACCUGUACCCGGACACGGCAGCUCCAACACCGGCGCUCUCUGCCCAGGAGUGGCUGAGUUUCAAGAACAGGAACCCGGUGCUGAUGUCAAUGAAGACAGGUGAAAAGUCAACAAAAGCCGCCGAAGACACAGUGUGCCCUUUCCAGGACUGUAAAGGUGUGACAGUACACACGCACAAACCUCGAGUCCGUCAGCCGCGGGACAACGUGCUCCCCAUGGCUAACAACAACAACAGCCGCAAAUUUGCCUUCCUCUCCCAAGAGACGGUACCAGACUACCGGCCCAUCGAUGUUAAGGUUAGCCCUCCUACAGAGAAGAGCCAGAAGACGGAAAGCAACCAAACCACAAAAUUCCAGCAGCUGCAACAGAUGUUUGCAAACAGAGCAUCUGGACAGGUCAGUACGCAAAGCAACCAAACCACAAAAUUCCAGCAGCUGCAGCAGAUGUUUGCAAACAGGGCAUCUGGACAGCCAAAUAAUAACUUGUUGAAUGAGGAAUACAAACGAUCGUCAGAGGAGAGGGAUGAAGUCAUUGCUUUGGAUGGAAGUCCAAAGUCUCAAAACCAGUUGCAGCGGGCGUACUCUAGGCAGUGUGAAGAGCUCAAACUUCUCAAGAAGCAGUUGGCAAACCGUGAGAGGCGCGUCUCGGAGCUGGAAGAGGAAGUGCAGCGGCUGCGCAAGGCGCUCGGCAAGUAGAGACGUGCAGCGAGGAGCUGUGGAUUGGAAGCUUUCGAUGUUACCAGGGGGGUCCUGGCGAUCCCCUGCUUAAUGUUUUUAAGCUGUUUUAACACUAUUUACAUUUAAUGACCUAGCUUUGACUAGGUGAAGAGGCAAUGGACUGCAUUAGCUUAUCAACGUUCCUGUCACUAUUACACGGGCUGUUUUGUAAGUGCUGUGAAGAUGAGUGACAAAUGUUGGGCACUUAAACAGAGCUACAUUCUGCUUCUCACACGUUUUGGAGGAAGCUAGCAGAACAUUGCCAGCAAAGCCAUAUUCUUGGUGCACGUGCGCACACAUUCAAUCAGUUCGAGAGUAGUGUAAUGUUAGUGUUUCAGCGAUAUUCCUAGCUGUGUUGCUUUGCUGUAACAAAGUUUCUUAUGAUGUGCAAGUAACUGUUCUAGUAUUACAUUUUUGAUAACAGUGAAUUGAAAGAAGUGAGUCACAUCAUUUAUGUUAAUUUCUAAUUCACUACACAUGGAGUAAAUUAAAAAUACUGUUUAAAUGUCUGUAUGGAUCAUAUGAAACAAUUUUUUUGUAAUUUGUUUUUGUUAUUCAUGUCUUGACGUGGUGUCCUUUUCGUAUAGUGCCAGGAGUUCUGGAAGACUUUCUUGCCCCCUUAUAAUGAAAAGUUGCUUUGUAAUAGUCUACCCAAAUAGGAAUAACCAGUAAAAAUGUUUGUAGGUUACAUGUAUGAUUUGUAAUAUUAUUGGGAUUUAUUUCAUCUGUAACUAAUAGUAUAUGCCUCGUACUAAAUUCAUACCAUUACUACUUGAUGUACUUAAAUAAUUUUGUACACAAGAUACCUAAAAGGAAAAAGAAACAACUGUGUUGGAAUAAAAAGUGUUGAUACUUGAAAGAUAUUAAGGAGAGGUACAGAAAAACAAUAGCUCUGUUAAUCUUAAGUUUUCGUUCAUGUAUUUAAACUCGAAUCAGUUUUUUCAUUACUUUUUUUUAUAAAGAACAAUUUUUAAAAAAUCCACUUAAAGAAUUAAUUCUACAGCUGUCAUAAAUUGAAUUGUACAAGAACACUAUUAACCAAAAAACUUACAAUUGUGUAAAUGUGAAUUUUAUUCUUCCUGACAAUAGCUUCAGCUAUUUUCAUAUCUCCCAAUGUUAAUAUUCUUAAUCUUAAAAAUUAUUUAACUGUGCAGUAUGUUGGCAAGAAAUUUGUGUGAAACUGCUUGGAAGGAAAUCUUUAUCAUUUGGCAUUUUAGCUCAGGCUGACGACCUUAAAACGUAGCAUUUUUCCUACCAAAAUAAAUGAUACAGCCGUGAGGUAGGAAAAGUAUAACUACUGAAAUUCGCAAAUUAUUCUUGUGGAUUGUUGUGUAAAAUAAUUAGUUAUUGUAUUUCAUUGGGUGCAGUUAAAUUGCAAGCAGGUGCUUGAUUUAUUUGCACUGUUAAAUUACCUUUUUCUGCAUAAUUCUGUGUUUAAUUGAAUUUGUGAGAACCUGUUUUAUAUUUGAUAAAUUCACACAUGUAUAUCUGUCUGAUUAAAAACUGAACCGAAUUUGCUUCAGGUAUCUGGGUUAUUCCCAGUCUAGCACACAUUUUCAGCUUGUCUCUUUUCUUCUGCCAUUUAUUUCGCUGAGUGUGUUGUUUUGCUAAUGGGGUGUGCCUGUAGUACUUGUAAAAUCUUGCUCUGCUGAUUUUAUUUGCCAUAUCCGUAUUGCACAUCUGCAGAGUGGAGACAAGUAACAAAAUAUGAGAUUAAAAAUGUGUUGUUGUGUUUUAGAAUGUAAUUAGUGUAACUUUACAGCUGGUAAAUAGCUGUUAUUGUUCUCUGAAAUUUGGAAAAUCUUAAUGAAACUAACAUACCAUUAAUAUAAAUAUUGGUUACAUUUUGUAAGUAUAUAUUUGAUACUAGUUUCAUUUAAGAAACAGAAUAGCUUAGAUCAGAGGUUUAAAGAGUAAAGGAAAUUGGGAAGUAUUGCUUGAAGUUGGUUUUAAAUAAGUAAGUGAUGUUUGCAAAAAGAUUCUGGGAAAGCUAAUAGAGGCUGUUCAGUUACCAAAGAUUGAAAACUGUCUUUCAUAAAUAAGGCACAACUUUGUGGUUCUCAAGCUAUUUGUGGGUGAUACAGACUGGAAGUUUCACGGAAAUUUGAUUGCAUUUGGUAGGCUUCAUGUUCAGUUUUUGAAUACGUCGUAGAGCAGGUUUUCCUUCUAAACAUUAGUCCUGGUAUUGAAUAACAGGUGGUGUAGAAUACCACAGCCCUCUGAAAUUGUGAUUAAGCAGACAUUUGUAUAACGAUCCCUUUGGGGGGAGAAACUUCAGCAUUACACAUUAUAACAAAGCUCUUUGCAGAAUGUGGGAAAUAUUUUUGCGUCUGUCAGGUUUGUCUUUCCUUUCUUGAUUGAUUCUCAAACAGAAUGUGUUCAGAAAAUGUAACUUAAAAAGCUCAUUAAGUAAAAUUGUACUGCCUCCACUACUUCAUUUCUGUACCUGUAACAAAUCUAUGUUCAUGGAUGUGGGGACCAUUUUGUUGUUGAUUUUUUGGGCUCGGGAAGGUGACACACUAGGAGUACCCAGCAGAAGUGAUAAAUUAUCUCAUGUACUGCAGUAUUCUUGGCACUAAUUGUUCCUUGAAUAAAGUCAGGCUAUGACAUAUUCUUCUGUCAGAACUCUCCAUACAAUCUCAGGGGAUGUAUCUUCUACAAAAGCUGUUAUUCAGAAGAGUGUACUGGUCACAGAUAGUCAUCCAAUUUUCUGUGGUUCCAGUUUAUAAUGAGACUUACCAUGCAUUUCAUUCCAUGACACGUGUAAUUUAGACACUUUCAAUGUUUGAAGCUUAAUGUUGUCAAAAAAAAUUUGCAGGCUUGCUACAGUAUACAAAGGGGUCAAAUAAUUUGACAUAUUUAACUCUUAUAUGGAGAUAUAGAGGCAACUUGUUCUUUUUCAUUUUUAAAUAGAGCAACUCUUCAAAGAUAAAAAUGAUUAUAUAUUGCAGAGUGGUGCCAAGUGUGGUCCUAACUGUGGCAGGAAGUUAGCUGGACCGCAUGUCAAAAUAUAGUUGCAUUAAAACGUGUUUCUGCAUUGUUGUUGCCGGCCGCUGUGGCCGAGCGGUUCUAGGCGCUUCAGUCUGGAACCACGCGACCGCUACGGUCGUAGGUUCAAAUCCUGCCUCGGGCAUACAUGUGUGUGAUGUCCUGCACUGUUGUUUGGUAGUUUUAGCAUAGAAAUAUACAACAGAAAAUGUGACUGCUAGCUGUUAAUUUAAAAUGUAAGAGAUCAGUGCUAACAGUAAAAAUGAUGAAAUAAACAUCUGAGGGGUUAAGAUAUCAAAAAUGUUAAGAGUAAUUUCUGUUAGGUCUUAUCCUGUACAUUCAAUACAC
This is a messenger RNA of Schistocerca piceifrons (Central American locust), 5646 nucleotides long. Its product is annotated as coronin-2B-like. The transcript has 14 exons. Gene Ontology annotation, molecular function: actin filament binding. NCBI's taxonomy places the organism in Eukaryota, Metazoa, Arthropoda, Insecta, Orthoptera, Acrididae. Bases 496 to 2289 code for a protein of 597 amino acids. The record is from RefSeq and is a predicted model, not a curated record. Gene Ontology annotation, biological process: actin filament organization.